UUCGUCGUCGUCGAACACAACAACAGCACACGAAGAGAGCUCGCGGGCAGAAGAGGGUGAAUAAUUUCAAAGGUGGAUGCUGCACUAAUUUAUUAUUGCUAUAUUUUGGAGUGUUCAUGGCCAAAUCUAGGCGGAGAAAAGCGCCAGCGAAUUAGGCACACACGCCAAGGUUGCAGCAUCCCCGCGCGAGUGUUUGUGGUGCGAAAAGUGGGGUUUGUUUACAUUUUGGAACCAUUGCUGCUCCCGUGGAAAGGGGUUUUUAUUUUGUGGCACUGAUUACGAUUCUGUGAGGUGAGGUGCAAUCUGUGGUCUUAUCAGUAAGUGGAUGCAAAGUGGACGUGUUUAUCAUGGGGAUCUGAGCCACUGCUGCUGGAGGUACACAAAGGGACAUCGUCGAUCGAUCGUGAUUUGAGCUGGUUGAGCUUUGGACGGAACGGAAUUACGAUGCGCUGGAUUGUCAACCUUGAGGGCGGUCCUCGUCGGGUCAAUCAUGCGUCCGUGGCCGUGGGGGACUUUAUCUUUUCGUUCGGUGGAUAUUGCACGGGGGAAGAUUAUCACUCGACCAGCGCCAUAGAUGUGCACAUCUUGAACACGAACAAUCUACGCUGGACGCUGGCUCCGACGGUGAAGGAUGAGUAUGGCGUGCCGUGCAAAUAUCCGGAAGUUCCGUUUCAGCGUUACGGUCACACGGCGGUGGCCUACGACAACAAGGUAUACAUCUGGGGAGGUCGGAAUGACGAAAUCGUGUGCGACAUUCUGUACUGUUACGACACGAGAACGCUGAAGUGGAGCAGACCUGCGGUCACGGGAACGGUUCCUGGAGCUAGAGAUGGCCACUCGGCUUGCAUCUACGGCAAUCGGAUGUACAUCUUUGGUGGGUUUGAAGAGACGAUUGACAAGUUUUCUUGCGAUGUCCACUACCUGAACCUGCAAACGAUGACCUGGACGUACGUUGACACCCGUGGCGAACCGCCAUCGUUCCGGGAUUUCCACUCGGCCACCAUUGUGAACCACAAAAUGUUUGUAUUUGGCGGACGAGGCGAUGCCUGGGGUCCGUACCACUCACAGGAAGAAAUUUACUGCCCGAAGAUUGUUUGUCUAGAUCUCAGAACGAACCGAUGGGAAAUGCCCAACACAACCGGAGAGGAACCACUCGGGCGGAGAAGCCACUCGGCGUUUGUGUACAACGACCACAUCUACAUAUUUGGCGGUUACAAUGGUAACCUCGAUUUGCACUUUAACGAUCUCUACUGCUUCAAUCCGGAACGCUACGUUUGGCGGUUAGUGCGGCCACGUGGUCAAUCGCCCAGGCCACGGCGGCGGCAGUCCUGCUUGGUGAUUGGUCAACGGAUGUAUCUGUUUGGAGGAACCUGCCCAUCCCACACAACCGACCCAACAUCCUACGAUUACAGCGACACUCACGUGCUAGAUUUCCACCCCACGCUCCGCACGCUGGCCAUGCUCAAGGUGUUGGAACACAAGCUGGACACGUCGUGUUUGCCCCGGGUCAUCAAAAUCGAAAUCCGCAACAUGACCACGCCGAACAAGAUCAGCCGCUCGCUGGUCAGUGGCUAGAGGUACGUGGGCGGCGUCGCCGUCGCCGCCGCCACCGGAUGGGUUUGCUGCGGUUCCACGGCGGUGAGUCUGUUGCUGGCCGCGCUGUGCGAUCUAGUUAGUAAUUUCUGGUAAAAACAUUUCGUGUAGUAAGUUUCGUUUUUCGUUGUCCGUCGUUGCAAUGUUCCCAAACCAGGAAGCAUAAAAAGAAAAGAAAAAAAACCGUAGAAUUUAAUCUAAAGUAACAAGGUAAGAUAGGGUGGGAUGGAUUUUGGCAAAAAGUGCAAUCAAAAAUUAUCGUUUAGGGAAACAGAUUUUCUCACCUUUUUCCAAACUGUUGGGAUAAAGUGGCUGAAACUAUUGUACAGAAUAUACCGUUGUAAUUUUAUAAAUCUGGAUAAUCGACAGCAAAACUUCAAAUCAACCAUUUUAGUGGCAAUCGACAUAAAAUAAACAAUAACAAAUAUUUAUAAAAAGUGGAAUAUAUCAAAUACUUGUAUUAAAUUUGUUCGGUUGGCGAGGAUUCAUUGAAAAAAAAACAGUUAUCAAUUUUGUCAGAAAUCGAAUGAUAAUUUAGAAAUCUUGCCGCAGAUUUCAUUUUUAUUUAGAACGGUGAAACAAUUCUUCAAGAACUUCAGUGUGUUUUUGGUUAAACCUUAGUUUCAAGUGUAAAUAAAUUUUGUGUAAGUUACGAGAUAAUACAUUUUGCUAUCAAUAAA
Messenger RNA from Culex pipiens pallens (northern house mosquito), 2273 nucleotides. RefSeq names its product kelch domain-containing protein 3. The coding region runs from base 445 to 1575 and encodes 376 amino acids. The transcript is spliced from 4 exons. Gene Ontology annotation, molecular function: chromatin binding; protein binding. Gene Ontology annotation, cellular component: cytoplasm. NCBI's taxonomy places the organism in Eukaryota, Metazoa, Arthropoda, Insecta, Diptera, Culicidae. The record is from RefSeq and is a predicted model, not a curated record.